Messenger RNA from Plasmopara halstedii, 1101 nucleotides. Its product is annotated as ribosome-binding factor a. The record is from RefSeq and is a predicted model, not a curated record. The transcript has 9 exons. The coding region runs from base 1 to 1101 and encodes 366 amino acids. NCBI's taxonomy places the organism in Eukaryota, Oomycota, Peronosporomycetes, Peronosporales, Peronosporaceae.
AUGCUUAAAUGUUUGACGGUCCAAAUUACAUUAUUGUUUUAUAAUGCGUCGCUUGAUCACAGUGAUCGACCAGUAAGGGUGGUGCUCUGGAGUGAAAUUUUAAGCUGUCUGUGCAGCCACCACAGAAUUUCAGAAUUUCAUCGCCGUCAUGUAUUCAAGCACCACUACAUUAAAUUUAAGCGUUUUGUACGCGGCUCUAAGGGCUACUACGAUGCUCCAGUUUGCGCAUCUGCUUAUAAGGCAUUCGAAUCAUAUUGGGCUCGCCUGGCCGAUCAUCUUCUACGCCAGCGACGAUCAUGCAAGGCGUAUCAAAGCAAGGUUCUAUUGCCGCCGGGCAUGAUAGAGCUGUCGAAUUCAAUGGAGCUAUACGAUGAUGAAGAAGUCGAUCAUGAUGAGAGCGAUCAGCAUGAUGAGGAGGCUGAAAAGUUUCUGGAUGAAGCAGAGGAACUCUUCAGACUGAAUCCUUCUGAUUUUCAGAAGCGGAUGGACUCGUAUAAUCAGCGGCACGCCCAUGAAGACGACGACAGCGAUGAUGAUAUUGACCACAAAGUCGACCGUGCAAAGGAACUAAUUCCGAAGGAGAAGCUUGCAAAAGUGAUGCGAGAACUUAACCCGAACUCGACGCCGACCGGAAAAAAUGCCGAGCGGAUGCCAAGCACUAAUCCGAGAAAAAAAAAUCUUGUUCAUCUCGAGAAGAAAGAGAAGCCGUCUAGGGCUGAGCGCACGACGUAUCGACAGGAGAGCGUUGGUAUCGCCGUUCUAGAAUAUGUUCAGACUCUGCUUGUAGAGGAUGCUGAUUUGUCUGGAGCAAAUAUCGUGCCUACAUUUGUCGAGGCAAACGUAUCGCCAGACCUGCGCAAAAUCGUGCUGUUCUGGGAGCCUGUUCGCUUAAAUUCAGAAGAUCAAAUUAUCGGCAAGAAAAAAGCUGAAGCUUUGAAAAAUCGACUUCAGCGUCAGGAGCGCUGGGUCCGUCGCAACGUCACUCAGCAUUUAAACUUAAAGUAUUCUCCUGUUAUUCAAUUCAAAGAGCAAAAGGAAGCUAAGGCCGAAAAAGCGCAGACGCUUUUUGAGGCGGAGAUGAAGUGGUUGGACAAUGUGUGA